UUCUCUUCUUCGUCUUUUUUGUUUCUGUUUCAACAUCUACACGAGCAAUGACAGAGCUCGCACUGCUGCCCGGGAGUAACAUUGUCCACGAAGAGGACCUGCACGACGACGGCGACCAUGAGGAAGGCUUUGUGGCCAUUCUGAAGGCGCUCGUCCAGCACUUUUUGAUUCACGUUGAGCUGCCAACUCUUGUCAUCAAUGGCCAGCGCGUCAAGAUUCAGAGAAGCGUCAUUCGACAUGUCGCCAAGCGUCUGCCGGCGUCGCUGCGCGGCAAGAUGCCCACCAAGGAGACAUUCGACUUGCUCUAUCCGAUGCGGGAUUUGGUCAACAAGUGCCAAGAAGAAGCCAUGCAAUUCUCAAAUACCUUCUCACUCCGCGACAUGAUGUCGUUGCCCGAGACAACUUCGUUCUUGACGUGGCGGGCCGCACCAUCCAUGCAGGAGGACACUGCCGUUGUCGCAGCUCCCGCGCCCGACCAAAAGAUUCAGGCUCUCGAGCUCGAACUUGCCCGUCUUCGAGAACAAAUUGCCAUGAUUGUUACCAUGCAGCCUGGUGCUAUCGCGCCUCCCCCGCCGCCUCCCAUGCCUCACGCGAGCAUCACAGACAUUGUGGAUGACUCCAACUCGUCAGUUCCCGCCCCUCCGCCACCACCUCCGAUGGGCAUGAUUGGCACUCCUGCAAAGGCACACGCGCCCAUUGCUCGUCUCCAGAACACUUCCAAAGCGCAAGUCUCAACGCCUGUCAAGCCCGCCACCACUUCGCUGCAAGAGGUCUUGAAAGGCGUUGGCAAUGUUCAACUUCGUCGAGCAGCAGGCGAUUACUCGCCUGGCGGCACUCCUAUUCGCAAGCCUAAAUCCGCCGCAGCUGCUGCCAAGGACGGUGCUAACGCCAACGGAGGCGACUUUGCCAGCAUUAUCGCCAUGGCCCUUCAACGCAAGUUUGCCAAUGCAAAUAUGGAUGCGCGGAACAGCGACGAAAACCUAGACUCCAAUUCGAGCUUUGACUCGCCCACUGCCAACAAAACCCACUUUGUAUCGUCAUCCGUGGAGUCUCCGGCACGGGCACGUCACGAAAGUGGAACGUUGACUCCUUCACGAUUGGCCACUCGCGCGUGAAGUUUGCUGAAAAGUAGUCUGUGAAUGGUUGAUUGGUGUUUUUGUGUUUGCUUUUGUCUUGAUUUUUUUUGUUCGCGUCCUGCCUUGUGUGUGUGUGAUCAAGCAGUGACUUGUACCAACUGUUGCACAUCCUUCCCUCGAAACCAAAUCCUUGCUCGCCCCUCCCCCAUAAUGAUAAAUAAAUGUUGACUUGUG
Messenger RNA from Capsaspora owczarzaki ATCC 30864, 1310 nucleotides. RefSeq lists its product as hypothetical. Bases 48 to 1115 code for a protein of 355 amino acids. The record is from RefSeq and is a predicted model, not a curated record. The transcript has 7 exons. NCBI's taxonomy places the organism in Eukaryota, Filasterea, Ministeriida, Capsasporidae. Gene Ontology annotation, biological process: mitochondrial fission; aerobic respiration. Gene Ontology annotation, cellular component: mitochondrion.